UGAUAUUCCACUUCAGUUAUAGAACAGGCUGUGGUGCUCACUUAGGAUCCUUUGCUGCUUGUAAAAAUGGCUUACUAUUCUUCUUCAUCGUCCUUCAAAACAAGUGGGGCUGUAGCCGGUGGAAGAGGUGGAGGAAGCAGGAACUCUGUGUCCUUUUCAAAAUAUGGAGCAGGUGGUGCUUAUGGAGGCAACGCAGGGUUUUGCCAGGAUGGAGAGGUUGGGGGUGUCUUUGCUGGCAAUGUAGGUUCUGGCUACGGAGGUGGCUAUAAUGUUGGUCUUGGUGGUGGAGUAGGUUCUGGCUUUGCUGGAGGAGCUGGUUUUGGUGGUGGAGCUGGCUUUGGAGGUGGAGCUGGUUUUGGUGGUGGAGCUGGCUUUGGUGGUGGAGCUGGUUUUGGCUUUGGCCAAGGGUCUGGAUUUGGAGAUGGCAAUGGCCUCCUUUCUGGCAAUGAAAAGAGCACCAUGCAGAACCUAAACGAUCGCCUGGCCAAUUACUUGGACAAAGUACGAGCCUUGGAAGAGUCCAACGCUGAACUAGAGAGAAAGAUUCGUGAAUGGUAUGACAAGCAGAGCCCAGUCAGCAAGGCAGCUGACUACAGCCCAUAUUACAAGACCAUUGAGGAGCUGAGAACCAAGAUCCUCAAUGCCCAAAUUGAAAAUCAUAAAGUGAUUUUGGCCAUUGAUAACACCAGGCUGACCACGGAUGACUUCAAACUCAAAUAUGAGAAUGAGUUGGCCCUUCGCCAAAGUGUGGAGGCUGAUAUCAAUGGCCUCCGUAGAGUACUGGAUGAGCUGACCCUGUCCAAAUCUGACCUGGAAUCCCAGAUUGAGAGUCUUACAGAAGAACUGGCUUAUCUCAAGAAGAACCACGAGGAGGAAAUGAAGGGAUUGCAAGGGCAAGUCAGCGGCUCGGUGAACGUGGAGAUGAAUGCCGCUCCAGGAAACGAUCUCAACAAAGUCUUGUCUGACAUGAGAGCUGAUUAUGAAAGGUUGGCGGCCAAGUACCGGCAGGAGGCCGAAGAAUGGUUCCUGGCCCAGAGCAAAGAGCUGCAACACCAAGUGGUGACCGGUAGUCAGGAGAUCCAAACGUCCAAAUCAGAGAUCACAAACCUCAAACAUACACUCCAGAGCCUGGAAAUAGAGCUUCAGUCUCAGCUCAGCAUGAAAUCAGCGUUAGAGGCUUCCUUGGCAGAGACAGAGGGACGUUAUUGUGUUCAGCUGUCUCAGCUCCAGGAGGUAAUCCUCGCAGUUCAAUCCGAGAUAGGAGAACUUCGUAAUCAGUUGGAACUCCAGAGCAACGAAUACAAGAUGCUCCUGGAUAUCAAAACCCGUCUGGAGCAGGAGAUCGCCAAGUACAGAGAACUGUUGGAUGGCCAAGACAUCAAGAUCCCCGACGGCUCAUCCUCUUCCUCUUCGUCAACUACUAUAACCUCUACUACGCGAGUACGCUAACCAAGACUUCCAACGCAGCCUGCUCGGCACUGGGACCUCGCUGCCUGCCCACGCUGCCCGUCUAUCUAAUGUGCUCCUGGAAGAAAAAGAAUAUGGGGGGCUUUAUUUGCUUUUUGCUAUUCAAUAAAACAUUUACUUAUUGCAAACGUGAAA
Molecule: messenger RNA, 1602 nt
Organism: Spea bombifrons (plains spadefoot toad)
Lineage: Eukaryota; Metazoa; Chordata; Amphibia; Anura; Pelobatidae
Product: keratin, type I cytoskeletal 13-like
Exons: 8
Coding region: 67-1449 (460 amino acids)
Molecular function (GO): structural molecule activity
Source: RefSeq, a predicted model, not a curated record